GGGCUGCCUGGCGGUGGGGGAAGGGACUGGUGGAACGGGUUGAGAAACAUGCUCUCUUCCUUUUUCUCCCAGCCCACAACCUGCUGUUCAAUUCAGCUUCGGUUUUGACAUAACUGUACAGCUUUUUCCGCCAUCCGCUUUUGUGAGCCGUCAUUUUUCCCCCCUGAGACUUGCCGGACCCCCCCUCAGCCCCACCAGGCAGCAGAGAUGCAAGCCAUCAAAUGUGUGGUGGUGGGAGAUGGAGCUGUGGGUAAAACCUGCCUCCUGAUAAGCUACACCACCAAUGCUUUCCCAGGAGAAUACAUUCCCACUGUAUUUGAUAAUUACUCCGCCAACGUGAUGGUGGACAGCAAACCUGUCAACCUUGGGUUGUGGGAUACAGCUGGCCAGGAAGAUUAUGACCGCUUAAGGCCUCUCUCCUAUCCUCAGACGGACGUCUUCCUCAUCUGCUUCUCUCUUGUCAGCCCUGCAUCUUACGAAAAUGUUCGUGCCAAGUGGUUUCCUGAAGUACGACAUCACUGUCCUAGCACUCCCAUGAUCCUUGUGGGCACUAAACUGGAUCUUCGGGAUGACAAGGACACUAUAGAGAAGCUCAAGGAGAAAAAGCUGGCACCCAUUACUUACCCACAAGGCCUUGCACUGGCCAAAGAGAUUGAGGCAGUGAAAUACCUUGAAUGCUCAGCCCUGACACAGCGUGGCCUGAAAACAGUGUUUGACGAGGCAAUACGGGCGGUUCUGUGUCCACAGCCGACAAAGACAAAGAAAAGGGGAUGCAGGAUCCUCUGAGAUUUCAAACUCUGUCCCCUCUUCUCCUGGAUGAAACUUUCUCCGUGCUUUGCUGAUGAGACAGACACUCAAGGUUUUGGCACUGGCUGGAUUCUUCUCCUGUACCUCUGAAGGCCAAACUAGACCAAGAUGCUGAAAGAUCUAUAAAUGCUUCUCCUCCAUGAUU
Messenger RNA from Euleptes europaea (tarantolino), 952 nucleotides. RefSeq names its product Rac family small GTPase 2 (gene RAC2). Gene Ontology annotation, biological process: small GTPase-mediated signal transduction. NCBI's taxonomy places the organism in Eukaryota, Metazoa, Chordata, Lepidosauria, Squamata, Sphaerodactylidae. Gene Ontology annotation, molecular function: GTP binding; GTPase activity. Bases 208 to 786 code for a protein of 192 amino acids. The record is from RefSeq and is a predicted model, not a curated record. The transcript has 7 exons.